This is a messenger RNA of Gavialis gangeticus (Gharial), 1575 nucleotides long. RefSeq names its product gap junction protein alpha 10 (gene GJA10). The transcript has a single exon. Gene Ontology annotation, cellular component: connexin complex. The record is from RefSeq and is a predicted model, not a curated record. Gene Ontology annotation, biological process: cell communication. NCBI's taxonomy places the organism in Eukaryota, Metazoa, Chordata, Crocodylia, Gavialidae. The coding region runs from base 1 to 1575 and encodes 524 amino acids.
AUGGGGGAUUGGAACUUGCUGGGCAGCAUCCUCGAAGAAGUGCAUAUCCACUCCACCAUUGUGGGCAAAAUCUGGCUCACCAUCCUGUUCAUAUUCCGGAUGCUGGUGCUGGGAGUGGCUGCAGAAGAUGUCUGGGAUGAUGAGCAAUCUGAGUUCAUUUGUAACACUGAGCAACCUGGCUGCAGCAACAUCUGUUAUGAUAAAGCUUUCCCUAUCUCUCUGAUCAGAUAUUGGGUGUUGCAAAUUAUCUUUGUCUCAUCCCCAUCCCUCAUUUACAUGGGGCAUGCACUUUACAGGGUAAGGGCCCUUGAGAAAGAGAAGCAGCAACAGAAAGCCCAUCUCAGAGCCCAGUUAGAUGAUGCAGACCCUGUCUUGGAAGAGCACAAGAGAAUGGAGAGGGAGCUGAGGAAGUUAGAAGACCAAAAGAAAGUGAACAAGGCACCAUUGAGAGGGUCCCUCCUGCGCACUUAUGUCUUGCAUAUCUUGACCCGGUCAGUGUUAGAAGUGGGUUUUAUGAUAGGCCAGUAUCUUUUAUAUGGGUUUCAAAUGUACCCUCUUUACAAAUGUACUCAGCCUCCCUGCCCUAACACAGUGGAUUGUUUUGUGUCCAGACCAACAGAGAAAACCAUCUUUAUGGUUUUCAUGCAUGGUAUUGCUGCCGUCUCCCUGUUCUUGAACAUCCUGGAGAUUAUCCAUCUGGGCAUCAAGAAGAUAAAGAAAACUCUUCCUGGAAACCAGAGGAGGCAAGGAGGCAUCACUGAGGAACAGACAAGCAUUUAUGAGUCCCAGAAGAACUCAGUGGUCCAUCAAGUUUGCAUCCUUAGCAACUCCUCCCCGCAAAGCGGCUAUGCACUUUUGCCAGACCAGCAGGUGGGGCUACCACUUUACCUUCCCCUACAACAAGGAUACAAAGUGCUCCAGGUGUCUGCUGAUCAGGGCUUGUUUGCAGUGAGGAUGGGUGCCGAGCAACAGCAGUGCAGCAUGGAGAGAAACAGGGGCGACCAGCACCACGGACAGUGCCACCGCCCCUACAGACACUUGGCCCACUCUCUAGCAAGUCACCAGGAGCAGAGACAGCUCCCGAAUCAGCACGUGGGACAGCACCACAAUGACCAGCAGCGAGAGCCUUCCUCCAGCAGCAGGGACACCCAGAAGCAGCCCCGCUUGGGCUGUGAGGACUGCUCAGAAAGUGAGCAGCAUACCCAGAAGCAGCCCAGGAAACCUAUUUAUUUGGCUAAGCCCCCCUGUAGUGCCAGCCAGAUGGAGAUCCCCCAAGCCAUCCACAAUGCCCUUCACAAACACAACUGGGUGAGCAGCUGCAAGGACCUUGGGGAGGUUUGCUGUGACUCUCCAGACAGUGGGCACUAUCAGGGCAACCACCAGUCCAGCUUUCUGUCUGAGGUGUUAUCUCAGAACCACCUGGCCAGCGACUUGGACAGUUCUGACUCCAGGAAUGGCUCCGGCUCAGAAAACAAACACAGAGAGGAGAGCAGCCCCUCCGCCACCCCACCACCUCUUUCUGCAAUAGGACGUAGAGUGUCAAUGGCAAGUAGCAUCAGGUGGCCUUCCCUCUAA